UUGCUAUAAGAAGGGGCAGAUGGACAAAGGUCUUAUUAUAAUAGGAAAGGGCUUGUCAAAAGGAACAGGAGGCCAUCACCACUUCCCUGCGAAAUCAGAAGAUUCCCUUCCAGCCAAUUUUACCAAAAAUGUUCAAGGAGCAAUUCAGAGUUACAACAGUGAAUCCACUGUAUUUGAUACGUCCAGUGGGCAGACCACACCAACAGAUCUUAAUAACUCUUGGUCUGCAAUCCAAAGUUACACCACUAGCCUCUCCACGGAGUGCAGCUCAGUCUACUCCUGGCGAGAUGAUGAGUUUGAUAAGGUAAACACCCGCACGGUAGAUCAGUUGUUCUGGGAAAUCGAUGAGAUGCUGUUUGAGGGAAAGGUGAGCUCUCGUACCCAAAGUCUUCAGACUGAAUGCAGAGAAUGGACUAAACUUUCACCCCAACUUAGGAUUAUAGGAACACAGCUUUUGUUGCCGAAAGAUGAAGGUUUUCAGCAUUUUCAGAGCAGAGGAAACAGUUCCAUGGUAACUAGGCCAUUGCUGAGUUUCUGUGACAGCAGCAGCGAUAUGAAAGAGCUCUGCCUCUCAGGCCACCGUUUGGUUCCCACCCAUUCUCCCUUUCACAGUGGAUCAGAGUCAGACUCCACUGUCAGUUCACUCCAUUCAAACUCAUCUGACUUCUCAUUCCUGGAGGAGGAAAUCUAUGACAUGGAUGGAAAAAUUGAAGAAUAUUUUGCAUAUGACAGCAAAGAAUGUGAUGAUGAGAGCUUGGAACAAAAGAAAGUUCAGCUAGCUCAGAGGAGAAAUAAACGAGGCAUUCCCCCCGUUUCGCCCAACGACUGCAUUAAGGAUGCUGUAUCUGCAGAGAUAUUUGACAACAUCUGGCGGGAUGUGAUUGAGAUGUUGGAGGAGCUGAUCAGGAAACACUGGGAGACUACUUUUUCAGAUGAAGAUAAGCAGAUAGUGAAUAUGCAGCACGUAACAUUGAGCAAACUUCCUCGAGUCAGUACUGUGACAAACAGUAGUGUUCCACCAUCUAGAGGAUCUGAGACACGGAGCCUGGCUCUUGGUGCUUCCUUCAUCCACUCUCAGGCUCAUCGUAUGGCAAUCAGUUACCGCAGUAACUUACAUGGUGUUAUGACAAUUCAAGCCAAACCACUUCAACAAAGACAUGCAGGAAUAUUUGAUAAAACCCAGUGUGACCAGGAUGAUAAGCAGCUCAGUACGGGCUCCACUAUUUUAUCUACAAUAAGAAAUCGUCUAGGACGUGGGACAGAUCACAGUACUUUUUCAUCACCCCGCAUCUUACAGCUAUCUGCAAGGAGACCAGCUACACAACGUAAGCUGCCAGCACUCGGUUCCGAGCUGUUAAGGUCAAAAAACACCAAUGUCUACAGCGAUGAGAUUCUCAGGGGAACAAAACUACACACUGGCAUUGAUCGACUCUCCUCUCCUUCAGUACAGACUGCUCGCAAUAACCAGUUACCUCCCAUUAAUUCAGAGCCAGCGGAAGCACACUUUUCAGGCCCUGGGUCAAGGCACCAGCUGAAAGGACGAUUUCCACACAGCUGGGUCUCGAGUGCUUCAGGGGAAGGAGCUGGACGUCGACCUUUUAGGGAGAGACCUGUCUCCAUGGAUACAUUUUCAAGACCAAAUACAACCCACACAUUUAGGUCUGACACACCGUUCAAACGAUCUUUCACACCAAUGGACUACGCCAGCCAUACACGGACAGGCCGAGGUUCCCUUACAGAUCACGUUGGAAUUGGCGUUACUGGCACCAGUCUGGGGAUUUCUGCUUCCACUUCCAGUUACUAUACAGAUUCCGUACAUCACUAUCAUCAUCUAUUAAAACAGUCACCUGUUGAAGGAGAUGAGGAAGAGUAUCAGUCAACAUGGGGUCCACAAGUUCAUUUACAGCCCAAGACAUUUCAUCGACUUCCUACAAGUUCCAAAAAGAGAUCUCAGGUAGUUUCAUAAGUGCAACAAGUCCGCUGAUUGGAGAAUGGGAUACAAUUUAAACAUGAUGGGUGCAAAGGGAAAAGUCUAAUGAAAAGAAAACCUGCAGUGAAAAUUCAACUGGGCUUGAAAGAUACAUGUGCUGAGGAAGCUUUCUUCCUGUUGUGCUCCACAAAAUAGUGAAGCAUUACAGCCAUCAACAAAUCAAACAGUGACUCUUAGCUGUCUUCCUACUAUUUCAUAUAACAAGAUGUGAUGAACUAUGCAAUAAACAAUGGAUCAGCCAACAAGGACAUUUUUCAAAACUGCAGAAAAUAAAUCACUCUUGCAUGAGUAUUCAAAAGAGAUUCAAUAGCACAAAACUAUGAGUAACUGCUGUUUUUUUAUAUCUUUCAAACUGCUCAUGUUGAUACCUCAAUACAGUUCUGACAGGCAGCUACCCAAGGUCAAAGGUACAUUAAUUUACAAACUACACAGCAUUAGCGGAUCAAAUCUUUAUUGCACCAGCUUUAUUUCCUUGCAAUUCAAUCUGAGCGAGAUGAAGGGAACAAACCCAAUUUACAUCUUCAGG
Messenger RNA from Callorhinchus milii (elephant shark), 2516 nucleotides. Its product is annotated as protein FAM149A. The record is from RefSeq and is a predicted model, not a curated record. The transcript has 15 exons. Bases 20 to 1966 code for a protein of 648 amino acids. NCBI's taxonomy places the organism in Eukaryota, Metazoa, Chordata, Chondrichthyes, Chimaeriformes, Callorhinchidae.